This is a messenger RNA of Lindgomyces ingoldianus, 1354 nucleotides long. RefSeq lists its product as uncharacterized. The record is from RefSeq and is a predicted model, not a curated record. The transcript has 2 exons. Bases 12 to 1232 code for a protein of 406 amino acids. Gene Ontology annotation, biological process: regulation of alternative mRNA splicing, via spliceosome. NCBI's taxonomy places the organism in Eukaryota, Fungi, Ascomycota, Dothideomycetes, Pleosporales, Lindgomycetaceae.
AACCUCACCACAUGUCCAGCACCAUGUCGCUCAAAUUUGGUCUGAACCUCAAGGGGAAGGGCUUGAAUAGCGCAAAGAAGCCCCCCCCCAGUAAACGGAAGCCUCUCUUGGACGAGGAAGAGGACGACGUGAAGGGCAAAGGCAAAGCUGAGGACGGCGUCGAAGAAAUCGGGGAAUUCAACUUCGACGACAGCUUCAUAUCUAGCUCUAACCAAUCCAAGCCGGCGCCUUCGACGAAACUAAAAUCUGCACCUCCGGCUCCGGGGCCUCCGACUCUCAAGAGAAAGGCCCGGGAUGAUGACCCCACAACAUUCGGAAACACUCUUGGUGCACGCGAGGCAGAGAAGAAAGCUAAGCAGGCCAUGGAAGCAGAUCCCUCCAUAUAUGACUACGAUGCUGCAUACGACGCACUGCACGCGAAAACCGCCGCCAAAGCAGCUGCUGAACGAGAAGACGCACUUCAAAGACGACCGAAAUACAUGAACAAUCUAUUUGAAUCGGCCGAGGUGCGGAAAAAGGAUCAGCUCCGAGCCCAAGAUAAGCUACUACAGCGAGAGAGAGAGGCUGAGGGAGAUGAGUUUGCGGACAAGGAGAAAUUCGUCACGGGAGCAUACAAGGCACAGCAGGAAGAGGUGAAGAGAAUUGAGGAGGAAGAGAAGAAGAGACAAGAGGAGGAAGAUGCGAAGAAACGCAAGCUGGGCAUGCAAGGAUUCUACAAGCAGAUGAUGUUGGAUGAGGAAAAGAGACACCAAGAGGCUAUGGAAGCAGCUCUUCAGGCUCUUAAAGAGGGUGCCAAACCCGAGAUUGAAGAGGAGAAAUCUGCUGCAGACAUUGCCAAGGAACUUAAUGAGAAGGGCAAGAACAUCAUUCUGAAUGACGAAGGCCAAGUGACAGAUAAACGGCAACUUCUUACUGCAGGUCUCAACCUCGUCACAAAACCGAAGAGUGCACCCACGGCCUCUGCGUCGAAUCGCCCCAGCGGUUCCCAGCCGGCUUACCAAGGGCGCAAUGCCACCCAACGAGCUGUUCGGGACAGGCAAACAAAGAUGAUAGAGGAACAAUUAGAGCAAGCGGCCAAGCGCGCAGCAGAUGCCGAAGCUGAAGAGCGACGGAACCUGGAGCAGGCUAGCAAGAGCCAGAAGACUGAAGCAGACAUUAGCAGUGCCAAGGAGAGAUACUUGCAGAGGAAGAGGGAAAGAGAAGCGGCGGCGGCGGCGGCCAAAGGGACUUGAAAAAACUUGGCAUGCUUCCGUCUCGACAUUCACAGAAAAUUUUAUUUCCUGGGGCGGAAUGGGGUUCUUCUGACCCCCGGUGUCCGUGCGAAUAAAUUGUCUGACAUUCUCCAUUGGCAACA